AUGACGGCAUAUGGUGCAGCAAAUUCUGUGGGGAAUACAAUUGAUUAUAUUCUCCAUUCCUCUCAUUUUAGCCUCAUUGGUCUCGAUCGAGAUACCUUACAAAUCUUACAAAUCGCUAACGAUCAGUUGGAGUACCUACAAAACGUUCUGGAAAGAUUGGACAGGACAAGCAAAAGCAAGAGCAGGAAGAAGGUGAAUGGUUUGGAUGGAAGAAUCAAAGAGAUGAUUUGGGAAUUCCAAGACUUAUUGGAAACUCUUCUCUACCAACAGAUUCUUCCACAACUUCGUGCAGACCAUCUAUAUGAAGAAAUGAAAGACAGAGCACGGGGCGAGCCGCCCGAGAAGCAAGCUAUUACAGCGAGCGUCUGGAGCAGUACGGAGCCGAGGAGCAAGCCAGUGGAAGUCGGCUUAUUGACAUCUGGUCUCUCACAACCACAGUUUCUAAGUGAAGUGGGGUUGAGAGAAUCAGAUUCUCAUGAGAGAUUCUCCAUUGAUCUGAAAUCCCUACAACGUCAUGUGCCUUCCUUCAGCUCCAGGCUCGAGGAUAUGGCGAAAGAAUACAGUUAUGAAGUGUACAAUAUGCCUGAAGACGACGACGACGUGGACGAAUCUAUUUCCUCAAGAAGUGGGACCAAGUCCAAGAUGGUUGGAUUAUCGGAUCAAUUCCAACAUCUGAAAAGGGAAUUUAUGGGAAGUGAUGGCAGUUACAAUUACAUCGCACUUCUUGGAACUGCAGGCGUCGGGAAGACUGCUCUUGCUGAGGCACUUUUUGAGGAUCCAGAAAUCCUGAGUCGUUUUGAGCAUCGCGUGUGGGUUACAGUAGGCAGAAAAUCUCAAUAUGAUGGAGUCUGGCAAGUCAUUCAAGCUCAAUUGUGUGGAAUCACACACUCGGAAGAAAGAUUGAAGGGCGAGAAAUGCCUCAUUGUGCUCGAUGAUGUGUGGGAGAGACAAACAUUGGAUUCCUUGAUAAGUUCCUUACUGAAGAAAUUUGGUAGAUCAAUUCAUAUCUUGGUUACUACUCGAGACCGAAACGUAACUUUCUCAAAAAUGGAUUGGCCUACUUCUACAAUAGUGGUGCGGUUUUUGAAUGAAGAAGAAAGUAAGGAGCUACUAUGCGAGAAGGUGUUUGGUGAAAAGGAUUGCCCUUUCAAGCUUGACAAGGCCGUUACCAAAAUUGCCAAGAUUUGUGAAGGUCUUCCUCUCACGAUAGUCACAGUGGCUGACAUCCUAUCAAAAGCACAGAAUACAGAUGCAGAAUACUGGGACGAUGUAGCAGAAAUGCGAAAUUCAGUCUUCACUGAUGCAUACGAUGAGAUAUCAAAGGUACUUUUCCCAAGUUACGAAUACUUACCUCAAUAUCUUAAAAUGACUUUUCUGUAUCUGGGAGUCUUCCCUCCAGAUUAUGACAUCCCUCUUUCCAAGCUCAUGAAUAUGUUGGGUACUGAGAGUUGGUUUCGUAACCCCAUCAAAAAACAAUCUUUGAAUGAUUCUGUCUGGGUAUGUUUGAACGAGCUUUGCACUUAUAGGAGUCUUGCUUUAUCCAAACGAAGAAGCAUUUUUAGUUUCCUAUUGAGUUUUCCUUAUCGCGAGUUUAAAACUUGUCGGCUUCAUUCUUCGUGGAGGUAUGUGUGUAGACGAGAGGCCCGGAAGAACAAGUUUUAUCAUGUCUUAAAAAAGCUUGUUGAUGGCUUAGAAGAUGGUGUAAAAGGUCAGCAUUGCUUGUGUCUUGAAAAUAAUCUUCUAUUUGGCAUCAAAGAAUUUUGCAGCUAUGUGAGAUUGAAUUGUGCAUCCUCUACACGUUCUCUCUUUUUUUUUGGUCCUUACCACAAAUACCCAAUACCAAUAGGUGACGAUUUCAAGUUGCUUGGGAAACUAGAUGCUCUUAAACUUCGUUUGUACACUUUCCCAUCAGAAAUUCUGGCACUAGUCCUACUCAAGUACCUUGCUCUAACUUGCAAUGGAGAACUCCCUCCAACCAUAUCCAAACUUUUCAACCUUCGAGUCUUGAUUAUUCAUCCACAUAGAAACAUUAGAAUUUGUAGAGCUCCAUCAUAUGUACCAAUCCAAAUAUGGGAUAUGCAAGAGUUAGAGCAUAUUGAGAUAUUGGGGAGGAACCUUGUAGCUCCAUAUCGUUCUACUUCUUUGGAAAAGCUCUCAACACUUGUAGGUGUGAAUGCCAACAUUUGUACUAUCUCGGAACUCGUCGGACUAGUUCCUUGCAUAAGAAAAUUAGCAGUACAGAUCGAGCUGAUGCCUUGUGAUGACCAAAAUGACUUUUUAAGUUGCUUUGGUUGUAUUUCAACACUUGGAAGUUUGAGGAUACUGAAAUUUAGUAUCUUAAAUCCUAUGGUCAAGUACGAUCACGCGUGUCGUAGUUCAUUGAUGAUGUUGCCACGGGGAUUGGAAAAGUUACAUUUGAGUGGCAUGGAUUUUCCUUGGGAAUACAUGGAUGUAAUUGGCUCUUUGCAACAUCUUGAAGUGCUCAAAUUGCGAGCAUACGCCUUUCGGGGUUCAAAGUGGGAAGCGCAAGAGGGAAGUUUUAUGAAUCUUAAGUUUCUUCUAAUUGAAGACAGUGAUUUGGUGCAAUGGAAACCAAGAUCUGGAAGCUUCCCUAAUCUUAUGUACCUAAGCAUGAAACAUUGCUACAAACUAGAAGAGAUCCACUGGCCGUCUAAUUAUCCAUCCGGAACUAUUGAAUUAGUGAACUGCAAUCACGUAGCUUUGGCUUGUGCCAAGCAAUUGCAACCGAGUGCAGAUACUCGCGUUGAUGUUAUUGCCUCCUUUUCCUUUGACGCCGAGAAACCCAUUACAAUCAAGUUUACAAGGCCAGAAGCAUGAAGAGUGGUGACGGAGAUGUGGUGUUUAUAUAGGAACUGCUAAGUCUAGUUUUGGUAAAGAACAAUUAUGUUCAUUUCAAAACUUUGUGAAUUUGUGAAUUCUAAUUACCCUCAUAAUAGGCUUUACGUUGCUACAUUUGUCUUUCUACAUAUGAGAAUUUCACAAGUAAUUUAAA
Messenger RNA from Salvia miltiorrhiza (redroot sage), 3013 nucleotides. RefSeq names its product putative late blight resistance protein homolog R1A-10. The coding region runs from base 1 to 2838 and encodes 945 amino acids. The record is from RefSeq and is a predicted model, not a curated record. Gene Ontology annotation, biological process: defense response to other organism. NCBI's taxonomy places the organism in Eukaryota, Viridiplantae, Streptophyta, Magnoliopsida, Lamiales, Lamiaceae. The transcript has 2 exons. Gene Ontology annotation, molecular function: ADP binding.